Siniperca chuatsi (mandarin fish) is the source of this 1703-nucleotide messenger RNA. RefSeq names its product geminin DNA replication inhibitor (gene gmnn). Lineage: Eukaryota; Metazoa; Chordata; Actinopteri; Centrarchiformes; Sinipercidae. The record is from RefSeq and is a predicted model, not a curated record. The transcript has 7 exons. Gene Ontology annotation, biological process: negative regulation of cell cycle; negative regulation of DNA replication. The coding region runs from base 134 to 847 and encodes 237 amino acids. Gene Ontology annotation, cellular component: nucleus.
GUGAGUGGCGCCUUUGUCACGUGACGGAGUGGGCGUAUUUAAGCCCCUGGCGCGAGAUCCCCAGAAAAAAAAAAAAAAAGAAUAGGCAGUUCCAACAACGAGGUGCGGUUCAUCAACGGUCUUUUGAAAGAAAAUGAGUUUCAGUGGAAAGCUAAAACACAGCCACCAGAGGUCUAAUGAGAAUAUAAAGGUUUUUGUCUUCCAGAGCUUUUUCACACCGUCUCAAAAGGCAAUGGGACCCCCCAGGCAAUCCCUGCAGGUCCUCCAUCCCUCAGUGGUCAACAAAGACUUGGGAAGGUCAGCUCAGAUGGGAAAGGUCAUUCCUAAACGAAAACAGUGGAGCGCAGAACAAACUAGAGGUCCAAAGAGGGUGAAGGCAGAAGUCAAAUCCACACAAACAGAAGAAACUCAGUGUUUAACAGAUGGCAUGUCCAAUGAAGCAUAUGAACUUAUGGUCAAAGAAACACCUCCUUCAACCUAUUGGAAAGAGGUAGCUGAGGAGCGUCGGAAGGCCUUGUACAAUGUUCUACAGGAGAACGAGAAGUUACACAAAGACAUUGAGGCCAAGGAUGAACAGAUAACAAAGCUGAAGUGUGAAAAUGAAGAGCUGCAAGAGCUGGCACAACACGUACAGUACAUGGCUGAUAUGAUUGAGAGGCUGACUGGAAAGAGCCCAGACAAUCUGGAGGAACUGAGGGAUAUUGCCCUUGAUGUGGAGGAGGAUGAAGGUGACAGUGAAGUGGCAGAUCAGAGUGAGGAUGAAGAUUCUGAUUUCAGUCAUUGUGAUGCAGAGGAAGGAGAGACCUCAGACCAUGAACAAGCUGGGACCUCAGGAGAGCAAGAUUAACUGAAACAACUCUUGUAUGUUAUGGGACUUUGACCUGCUUGUAGAGGUCAGCAGAAUUUAGCUGACGUGUGCUUUGACAGCAACAAGUGGCCAUCCAUUUGACUAAACUUGCUUUUCAAAGUAACUUGUGUUAUGUACUUUAAACUUCAUUUUUGAAACAACUGCUAUUUUAUAUUAAGCAUUGAACAGACAGGCGCUGGUUUUAAUUAUUUUAGCUUUUGCUGUCCUUGUUCAAGUUUAGAGGUGGUCAAAACUUUUCAGACAUUUUGACAUGUCACAGUACAAAAAGCACAGGUGUAAAUACCAGAUUAAUGAUAGCUGAAUCCAUUUAGCUGCUGCUGUAGUUUCAGGGUCCUGUUAUUGCGCAUGCUCAUUCAUUGUCAUGGCUUAGAACAAAAACAUUGUUAAUGUUGAGUAAUGUCAUGGCACAAGGAGUACUGGGGAAAUUUGUUUAACAGUGGCAUCACCUGCUGAUGUAGCUCCAACCCGAACCCCUGUGAGCCUGACUUGCCUCCUGUCAUUUCACACAUGGGUGUGUGGGAGUAAUACCUAGCAUCCUCCUUGCACGUCACCAACCUGUACAGACUCAGCUUGGUGUCAGAUUAUUUUGACGGUAUAAUUAUCCCAUCAGCCCCUUCUUUGCCUUCUUGACAGCUGGCAAUCGAUCAAUAGGAUAACGAUUUGACUAACACCUGUUCUUCUUCUACUAUGAGAAGUCAAGGUGUGCUGUGAAAGACUCACUUAGGUGAUUUGGCUCCAAAUGAUGGUGCUACAGCAUGACCCUGAAGUGUUUUGGUUUACAAUGUGAAAUUGUGUAUUGACACUUGUGUAUGUAAAAAUAAACACUUUAAAUCAA